UUUACCCCGAAAUGUUGGGCAGUUUUACGGGGCUUGGGUUGCCCUUUGUGGCUCGCUGUCAUGGCGUACAGCGACUAAUCUCUUGUGCCCGUGUGUAGCGGCGUGCAUGUUUGUGGUGUUCAUGAUCAUGCACACGAACUCAUGCAAAAGUGGUGUGGUGCACUGUGCGAUUGUGAUAUAAGUUUGCAGCGGUUACAACAAAAUGGAAGCCACAACUGCAGUUGUUCAGCCAGAGCAACUGACUACGGUCCAAAGUAUAGCAACCGCCAGUCAACCCAUGCAGCUACAAGUACAGCAAGCUGGACAACAGGCACAAGUAGUUCAAGUUGGUGGGUCGGGUCAGGUGAUGUCCUCUGGCCAGCCAAUCACCAUCCAGCUCGCAGGUGGUCAGGGAGGAACCGUCCAAUUACAGCAAGUUGGUCAGAUGUUGCAGGUUACCGGCCAAAAUGGACAGGUCCAACAAAUUCAGUUAGUUCAGCAACCUCAGCAAGUACAGCAGGCACAACAAACACAGCAGCAGCAACAACCACAACAACAACAACAACAACAGCAAAUAACAGUACAGCAACCACCACAGACACAACAGGUCAUUCAGUUACAGCAGAAUGCAACAGGUCAACAGCAGGUCGCAGGUCAAGCUGCAGGUCAACUACAGCUACAGCAGUUUGUGACAUCAGAUGGUCAGACAAUCCUGUAUCAGCCCGUCGCUAACGCAGAUGGAAGCGUUGGGUUACAACAGACCAAUCAGAAUGCUGCCAACAACCUCAUGGCUGCGAUGCCAGUUAACUCUGACGGCGGAAUCGUAAUGAUGGUCCCAGGAAGUGGUGGAAUCCCAACCAUGCAGAGAAUACCCCUACCGGGGGCGGAGCUACUGGAGGAAGAGCCUUUGUAUGUCAAUGCUAAACAGUACCAUAGGAUACUUAAGAGGCGGCAGGCAAGAGCCAGGCUAGAGGCGGAAGGAAGAAUUCCAAAGGAAAGGAGGAAAUACCUUCACGAGUCGAGACACGCCCACGCGAUGAACAGAGUACGAGGCGACGGAGGGAGAUUCAACCACGGCGCCGGCGGGUCCAUGGGGGACUCGUUCGAUGCAGAUUCACCGACGAUGGUCCCAAGGUCAAAGUUCACUCACAAUGAAAAUGCACCACAACAGGCACAGUAUGUAGUGACGGGACAGGCCGUUAACUCGGAUUCCGACGGCUCAUUAAACAUCAACCUUGAAAUGCUCAGCGGUGCCCCGCAAAUGGCGACCAGCAACCAAUCGCUUCUGGAACAACCUCCGAACAUCACGACCAAUGGGGCAACAACCACUGCGUAAAGAAAACCAUCAUUCAGUAAGGAGUAAUGAAAUACCGUUUACUACAAGAUUUGUGUAAGUUUUUGUAAAGUUUUUGAUAAUGUACUUACAAAAUAACCUCUAUUGCUAGCCCAUUCUGUUGUGCAUAAAUAGGCCUAAAGAAUUUAUCUUUAUAUGUUGCUUCUCAAUAUCCAAGCUAGUGUAGGAAACACCUUUUUGCAGCUAAACUACACAGAUUUUACUCCCGAGUAUAGGUUUACUUCCUCGGCACCGAUUCACGCCACUUCCAUAACACGCAUUUGAUCGUUCACUCAACACAAAGCACGAACUCUAUUAGGAAAAUGUAAAUUUGUAUUGAAACUUCGCAAAGUGCUCCACAGCACCUGCUGUGGGUUAUUACGUGGUUUAGACCGUAUUCAAUAACCUUUUUUUUUGCUAUGAAAGUCGCCAUCUUGUAGGGCAAACUGUAUGCUUGUUCUAACGGACACAUCAAUGAAGCACGCAGCCUUCCCGGUUAGAUUUCUACGGCUCAUGCACUAACACAGACGCCAUGUUGUAGGGCGGAUAUUUGAAUGGUGACGUCGUAUUCAAUAAGGUCUAUUUUCAAAAUCCAGCAAAACUCACAUUGAAAUAUUUCAAUUUAGAGCUGACAAAUGAUUUCUCACCUAGUGAAAUAUCUUUACUCUACUGUUUCAAAAAUCAUUGAGAUCAUUCAACAUAAAAUUGACGGGGUCCAUGGCGUUUUGUACACCCGAGGGGGGAAAUGGCACCCCAGGCAAAGCCGAGGGUGCCAUUUUCC
Molecule: messenger RNA, 2093 nt
Organism: Asterias rubens (European starfish)
Lineage: Eukaryota; Metazoa; Echinodermata; Asteroidea; Forcipulatida; Asteriidae
Product: nuclear transcription factor Y subunit alpha-like
Exons: 8
Coding region: 203-1315 (370 amino acids)
Biological process (GO): regulation of transcription by RNA polymerase II
Cellular component (GO): CCAAT-binding factor complex
Molecular function (GO): DNA-binding transcription factor activity, RNA polymerase II-specific; RNA polymerase II cis-regulatory region sequence-specific DNA binding
Source: RefSeq, a predicted model, not a curated record